GUAUCAACAACAGGAAGUAAGAAAACACAAUUAAAUGUCACAGAAAUGACACUUGACAGAAAGAGGAAGUGCACGACGGCUGCCCGAAAUACCACGGAGCACAGUUUAUAUCAGCUGAUAAUAUUGUUUUACAUCAAACAUUUGUGUUUCUCCUCUGCCUAUCCACGCCCCCCUCUCCCUCCUCCUCCCCCCGUCUGUCUGUUCUCCUCUACCUGGUGUGAGGGGAGGAGCCUGUGGUUAUGGUUAAUGAUUCAACGCCACAGAAUGACAGAAAGAGAAAGAGGAGGAAAGAAAAUGAGGGUGAGAGAGUGAGAAAUUAGCAGAGGGCGAGACAUGGCGGAGUGAGCUCAGAGGCUGAGCUUCCAGUCGCUGCAGGUGAGCAUCUGCUCAGGUGUGUGUCCACCGCGUCUGUCCCGGAGACAAACUCAACACUCUGCUUCUACUGAGGCUGGACCACGUCAGGAGUUCAGGGUCAGGGUUUCCUGGGGUCCUGCAGUCCAUGCAGCCUUGUGGACCGAGCAGACACUUGUCCCCUCUCUGGACCACAUAAUGUCCCCAGCCAUGGAAAAGCAAAUAGAGGAAUUGAAGAAGCAGCUGGAGAAACAAUGUCAGCUCAACCAGGAGCUGCAGAAGCAGAACAAAGACCUGGAAAAACGUCUCAAAGAGAAAGAACAACAUUUACAGGAGCUACAGAGCCAAUUCCCAGACAUAGAGUUUCCAUCUGACGACGGAAAUGAGACCGAGGCUGAGGUCAGGAAGAGCCGAGCCGCUGUCAUCGCCCCUGAACCUCUGCCUGAGACUCUUUCUGAGAUUUCACGCAACACAGUCAGGAAAACUUUCAGCGAGACGAGUCUGAUCGUCAGAGCCAUCCAGAAGAACGACUUUCUGAGCCGCCUGGACGACGAACAAACGGCCAUGAUGGUGGAUCUGCUGGUGGUGUACAACUUCAAACCAGGAGAGGACGUCAUCAAGGAGGGCUCUGAGGGCGACAGCAUGUACAUAGUGGCAGCUGGAGAACUCCUCGUCACUCAGGGUGGCCGGGACCUCAGGGCUCUGACCACCGGUGACGUGUUUGGAGAGUUGGCCAUUCUGUACAACUGUAAACGGACGGCAACGGUCAAGGCAAAGACAACGGUGCGUCUGUGGUGCAUGGAGCGACAGACCUACAGGACCAUCAUCACCAACAAGUCCAAGAAGAGACGAGAGCAGCUCCUGGGCUUCCUGAAGACGUCUCGUACUCUGAAGGACCUGAACGAUGUCCAGCUGUCCAAGAUCAUUGACUCCAUGGAGGAGGUGAAAUACCAGGACAAAGAUGUCAUAGUGCGAGAAGGAACUGAAGGGAACACGUUCUACAUCAUCCUCAAAGGAGAGGUCCUGGUGACUAAGAACAUUAAUGGGGUUCAGAAGCAGAUUCGCAGGAUGGGGAAAGGAGAACAUUUCGGUGAACAGGCCCUCAUACGUGAGAUUCUAAGAACCGCCACCUGCACAGCUGACGGCCCUGUGACCUGCUUCACCAUUGACAAGGAGGUAUUUGAGGAGACAAUCCCUGUGGAACACUUGGAACUGUUUGAUGACUCCAAAGUGCUGCAGGAGGCACGGGUUCCAGCCAAGUCCAGUCCACUCUCCUCCACCCUGAGGUUCAAGGAUCUGGUUCCUGUGCAGUACCAGGAGGGUCGCUAUCAGGGGGAUCCAGUCACACUUGGAGUGGGAGGUUUUGGUCGUGUGGAGCUCAUGACCACCGUGAAUCAUGGGAAAUAUUACGCGGUGAAACGAGUCAGCAAGAAGCACAUUGUUGCCAAGAGACAGGAGGAGCACAUGCUGUUUGAGAAGAAGAUCCUAAAAUCCACGCAGUGUGACUUCAUCGUCAGACUCCAUGCUGCGUUCAAAGACACACGGUACAUCUACAUGGUGAUGGAGUUCUGCGGCGGGGGGGAAAUCUGGACCAAACUGAAAGAAGUUGGACGCUUCGAUGAGCCCGUUGCUGUUUUCUGCACUUCCUGUGUGGUGGAGGCCUACGCCUACCUCCACAAGAAGAACAUCAUGUACAGAGACCUGAAGCCAGAGAACCUGAUGCUGGACGUUCGAGGCUACGUUAAACUUGUGGACUUUGGAUUUGCUAAGGAAAUGGUCCGAGGAGACAAGACCUACUCAUUUGUUGGAACACCUGAGUACAUGGCGCCAGAGAUUAUCAAGAACCAGGGACACGACUUUGCAGUCGACUUCUGGUCCCUCGGCAUCUUGAUCUAUGAGCUGCUGGUAGGAAGUCCUCCAUUUUCCAGUUCAGAGCCACAGAAGAUUUAUGCCAAAAUCCUGGACGGAGUGAUGAAGUACCCACCCUACAUGAGUGAAGCAGCCAGGUCCGUCAUCAGUAAGCUGUGCAGACCUCGGCCGGGUCAGAGGUUAGGUAACACCAAAAAUGGAAUCAAAGACGUCCGGCAUCACAGGUGGUUUGGCAACAUGAACUGGCACAAACUCCGGAUGUGUCAACUCGACCCUCCAACAGUCAAACUCAUACGCAAGGGCCCCAGCUACAUCAACUUUGAUCGGUUCCCUCUGGACCAGACCAAGGCAGACGAGGAGUUCUCCGGCUGGGAUCGUGAUUUCUGAUUGUGACCCCUGAGUUUGAAGGGAGCAAAGGUCACAGGAGGAGAAUAAACUCCCCACUGAAUUAAAUAAGAACCACCAUUAGAGUAGCUAGGGAUGAGCUCAUUGCUAUGUGAGCAGCAACUCCGACCAUCGAGAAAACAAAACAAAGAUGUAAAAACCAAUGUGAUCAUUUAGAAACUGAGGAUUUUUCUCCAGAUUUCAUUCUGCAAAUGCCGGGCAAUCAGCCAAAAAUGUUUGUACAUUCUGUUUCCAGACUGUUGUUGGCGUCAUCCAUAUGACACCCUUCACUGAUUAGAAUAAAACAGCCGUCCCAGAGCUGCGGGAGGAUAAAGGGCUGAGUCAUACGGAGACAAAUGAGCUGAAAAUGUGUUGUCGUAUCUAUAUCGUAGUUUCUAUAUAGAGUUUAUUUUUCUCUGUGGAAUUUAGGGAUAAACUGAUCAGCGUUUAUCAGUUCAGAGAAGGUGAAAACACAAAGAAGACAUUUACUAUUGUUGUUUUUGACAGAACUAAUCUUCGUGUCUUUACUGAAACACUCCUCUACUCAGAUUACAGUCGGUUGAACAAAUGAUGGGACACUAUGAAGAAACAUUGUGAUGUUUUGAUAUUUAAUAAAUGAAACCAUGUCGUUGUA
Molecule: messenger RNA, 3238 nt
Organism: Cynoglossus semilaevis (tongue sole)
Lineage: Eukaryota; Metazoa; Chordata; Actinopteri; Pleuronectiformes; Cynoglossidae
Gene: prkg3
Product: protein kinase cGMP-dependent 3
Exons: 22
Coding region: 550-2607 (685 amino acids)
Biological process (GO): protein phosphorylation
Molecular function (GO): cGMP-dependent protein kinase activity; ATP binding
Source: RefSeq, a predicted model, not a curated record